GCUUCAAUCCUGCCUUUUCUGCUUUGCUCAAGGAAGGCACAAAGUUUUCCUGUUUGAAUUACAUAUAUGGCUACUCUGAACGAUAUUGGAGUUGCAGCAGCCAUUAAUAUCCUUACCGCAUUUGCUUUCUUCCUGGCAUUUGCUGUUCUUAGAAUUCAGCCUGUAAAUGAUAGGGUUUACUUUCCAAAAUGGUAUCUCAAAGGUUUGAGGAGCAGUCCAUUGCGAAGUGGGGCUUCUGUAAGCAAGUUUGUAAAUUUGGACUUCAGGUCAUACGUGAGGUUUCUGACUUGGAUGCCUGCGGCACUCCAAAUGCCAGAACCUGAGCUGAUUGAUCAUGCUGGGUUGGAUUCUGCUGUUUACUUGAGGAUUUACUUGAUAGGGCUUAAGAUAUUUGUCCCUAUUACUUUGUUAGCAUUUUCCAUCAUGGUGCCCGUUAAUUGGACAAACAAGACCUUAGAGCAUUCUAAUUUAACUUACAGUGAUGUGGAUAAGCUUUCUAUAUCAAAUAUUCCAUCUGCAUCACAUAGAUUUUGGACACAUUUAGUGAUGGCUUAUGCCUUUACCUUUUGGACUUGCUAUGUGUUGAAAAGAGAAUUUGAGAUAGUGGCAGCAUUGCGGUUGCAUUUUCUUGCAUCAGAACAAAGACAUCCAGACCAAUUCACAGUACUGGUCAGAAAUGUCCCACCAGAUCCAGACGAAUCAAUUAGUGAGCUCUUGGAACAUUUUUUUCUGGUCAAUCAUCCUGAUCACUAUCUUAGCCAUCAGGUUGUCUAUAACGCAAACCGACUUUCUGAAUUAGUUAAUGAGAAAAAUAAAACCCAGAAUUGGCUUGACUACUAUCAAAAUAAAUAUUCAAGACAUCCAGAUCACAAACCCUCAAUCAAGACUGGUUUUCUUGGCCUUUGUGGAAGCAGAGUUGAUGCAAUUGAUUUUUAUACAUCCAAAAUUGAGAGAUUAUCAAGAGAUAUAUCCCAGGAAAGAGAGAAAAUUAUGGGCAAUGCUAGAUCCAUCAUGCCAGCAGCUUUUGUAUCCUUCCAAACUCGAUGGGGAGCUGCUGUUUGUGCACAAACUCAACUAUCCAGAAACCCAACUACAUGGUUAACUGAGUGGGCUCCAGAGCCACGUGAUGUUUGCUGGGAAAAUCUGGCAAUUCCAUAUGUCUCACUCACAAUCAGGAGACUUAUUAUUGCAGUUGCAUUUUUCUUCCUUACCUUCUUUUUCAUGAUCCCUAUUGUAUUUGUACAAUCCCUUGCAAACAUAGAGGCUAUUGAGAAAGCACUACCCUUUCUAAAACCUAUAAUUGAAGUGAAAUUCAUAAAAUCAUUGAUUCAAGGUUUCCUUCCUGGGAUUGCGUUGAAGAUUUUUCUUAUAUUUCUACCUACAAUAUUAAUGCUAAUGUCUAAGUUUGAAGGCUUCAUUAGUCAAUCAGCUUUGGAAAGGAGAUCUGCAACUAGAUAUUAUUUCUUCCAGUUUAUUAAUGUGUUUCUUGGGAGCAUAAUUACAGGAACUGCAUUUCAGCAGCUUAAUAAUUUCAUCCACCAGUCUGCUAAUGAUAUCCCAAAAACAAUUGGGGCGUCAAUUCCAAUGAAGGCUACAUUCUUCAUUACAUAUAUAAUGGUUGAUGGUUGGGCUGGAGUUGCUGCAGAAAUUCUGAGGUUGAAGCCCUUAGUAAUCUACCACUUAAAGAAUUUCUUCUUGGUAAAGACUGAAAAGGAUAGGGAAGAGGCAAUGGAUCCAGGAACUCUUGGUUUCAACACUGGAGAACCUCAAAUCCAACUUUACUUCUUACUUGGCUUGGUUUAUGCUGUGGUGACUCCAAUUCUGCUUCCUUUCAUAAUAAUAUUCUUCAGCUUGGCAUAUGUUGUAUACCGUCACCAGAUCAUAAAUGUCUACAAUCAGGAAUAUGAGAGUGCUGCAGCAUUCUGGCCUGAUGUCCAUGCACGUAUUGUUACUGCAUUAAUCAUCUCACAGCUGCUACUUAUGGGAUUGUUGAGCACAAAAGAAGCUGCCCAGUCAACUCCAUUGCUUAUUAUGCUUCCCAUAUUAACCAUCUGGUUCCAUAGAUUCUGUAAAGAGCGUUACGAGCCAGCUUUUAUCAGCUAUCCAUUGCAGGAAGCAAUGAUGAAAGAUACACUGGAACGUACAAGGGAACCCAACCUGAACUUGAAAGGAUUCCUUCAAAAUGCUUAUAUUCACCCAGUUUUCAAGCAGGCAGAUGACAAUGACAAUGAAUCUGCAAACGAAGAGAGUGACCAGGAACCAGCGCUCAUUCCAACAAAACGUGGCUCUCGAACGUCUAUUCCAAUGCCCAGUAAACAUGGAGGAUCGACAUCAAAUUCCCUGUCCAGUAAUCAGGGAAAUUCAUGACUUGACCUUAGAAGUACUUUCUUUUCUUCAGCUUCUUAAGAGGUUAAGUGCUCAGUUUUUGCAAAAGUUGGUAAAUUGGCCUCUAAUCGUUGCCAAUUGGUAGAGCACGAAGUGAAAAACAAAGUUUGAGAAAAUAUGAGAUGUUGUGAAUAUAGAACCUGGAAU
Messenger RNA from Rubroshorea leprosula, 2532 nucleotides. The record is from the annotation of a GenBank genome assembly. NCBI's taxonomy places the organism in Eukaryota, Viridiplantae, Streptophyta, Magnoliopsida, Malvales, Dipterocarpaceae.